GACCGCCACGCGGCCCGGGCCCUGGCAGCGCGGGGCCUUCGGCGCUGCUCCCGGGCUGCCCGCGGCGCUGCCUGCGCCAGGAGGUUCCCGCCGCGGGCCUCGGAGCGGUCUCGGCCGGUCCCACCGGUUCCGCCGCCCCGACCGGCUCGUCCGCCGCCUGCCCCGGGUGGCCUCGCCCCGCGGCGGGGCGGGACGGAGCGGGGGCGCCGGGGCAGGCGGCGCCGCGGGCAGCCCCGGGGCAGUUGCCGUGGCGGGAGAGCGGCCGGCGCGGCGCGGCGCGGGGGGCUCGGCCGGGCCCGCGGCUCCGGGCAGGGCCCUGCGGGGGGGGGCGGGACGCGGCCCGAGGCGCGAUCGGGCUCCACGGGGGGCGGCGGACGUGACCCGGUCACCCGUGAGGAUGAGGGGCCACAUCCUGCCCGUGCUCUGCCUGGGCCUGGCCAUGGCUGUGCUGCUGCCCACGGCCUGCGCCCGCCGGAGCCAGGACCUGCACUGCGGAGCGUGCCGGGCGCUGGUGGACGAGCUGGAGUGGGAGAUCGCCCAGGUGGAUCCCAGGAAAACCAUCCAGAUGGGCUCGUUCCGGAUCAACCCCGAUGGCAGCCAGUCAGUGGUGGAGGUUCCCUACGCCCGCUCGGAGGCGCAUCUGACGGAGCUGCUGGAGCGGGUGUGCGAGAAGAUGAAGGAAUACGGGGAGAAAGUGGACCCGGCCACGCACCGCAAGAGCUACGUGCGGGUCCUCUCCCACGACGGGACCAAGAUGGAUCUCUCCGGGGUCAAAAUCGACGGGGACGUGGCUUCCAGCCUCAAGUUUGCGUGCGAGAGCAUCGCUGAGGAGUACGAGGACGAGCUCAUCGAGUUCCUCUCCCAUGAGGCCGACAACGUCAAGGACCGGCUCUGCAGCAAGCGCACGGACCUGUGCGACCACGCGCUCCACAUCCCGCACGACGAGCUGUGAGGGGGCACCGGCUGCCCCCGCGGUGGCGCCGGGGGACCGGGACGGCGCCAGGCUCCGGUGGGACGACCCCUACCUCUUGGUCCGCCUCAUCCCCACCGGGACGGGCGGAUGUCCCAGGGCACACGGCGGCGCCGGGGCCGGUGCAGCCGCCGCAGCCUCCCCCCCCUCUGGUGCUCUUGGCCUAUUUAUUGUGCCCGUGCGGGGCGGGGGGCACCGCGCCGGGGCCCUGCUCCUGCCGGGACGUUCCAGUGGGACAACUGCCAGCCAUGGACCUGCCUCCUGCUGCUGCCGGUGGGCGGCACCGGCACCGGUUUUGGGACCCCCCCUCCUUGCUGCAGGCAAUAAAGGGGCUGCGCGGUGCCCGUGCCGCGGGCCCGCCCCAGGGCA
Strigops habroptila (Kakapo) is the source of this 1339-nucleotide messenger RNA. RefSeq names its product canopy FGF signaling regulator 2 (gene CNPY2). NCBI's taxonomy places the organism in Eukaryota, Metazoa, Chordata, Aves, Psittaciformes, Psittacidae. Bases 398 to 952 code for a protein of 184 amino acids. Gene Ontology annotation, cellular component: endoplasmic reticulum. The record is from RefSeq and is a predicted model, not a curated record. The transcript has 6 exons.